Molecule: messenger RNA, 981 nt
Organism: Carlito syrichta (Philippine tarsier)
Lineage: Eukaryota; Metazoa; Chordata; Mammalia; Primates; Tarsiidae
Gene: CATSPER3
Product: cation channel sperm associated 3
Exons: 6
Coding region: 50-949 (299 amino acids)
Biological process (GO): transmembrane transport; monoatomic ion transport
Cellular component (GO): membrane
Molecular function (GO): monoatomic ion channel activity
Source: RefSeq, a predicted model, not a curated record
GCAGAUCUCGGAGAUCACCUUUCUGUCCAUCUGCAGCUCUGAGUUAUUCAUGAAGGUCUAUGUGGAGCCCAUUGAUCACUGGAAGGAUGGCUACAACCUGCUCGAUUUGUUCAUUUUCAUCAUCGUCUUUUUCCCCUAUGUCCUCCGCAAGAUCAAGGGCACACAGUAUCCCUACCUGCACAUCGCUGAUGGCUUACAGUCCCUGCGGAUCCUCAAGCUUAUCCCCUACAGCCGGGGCAUCCGGACACUUAUCACCGCCGUGGGGCAGACAGUCUAUACCGUGGCCUCUGUGCUCACCCUGCUCUUCCUCCUGAUGUUCAUCUUCGCCAUCCUGGGCUUCUGCCUGUUUGGAGUUCCAGACAAGGGUGACCGUGACAACUGGGGGAACCUGGCUGCGGCUUUCUUCACCCUUUUCAGCUUGGCCACGGUUGAUGGCUGGACAGACCUACAGAAGGAGCUGGACAAUCGGAAGUUUGCUAUGAGCUGGGCAUUCACCAUCACCUUCAUCUUGCUUGCCUCCUUCAUCUUCCUCAACAUGUUUGUGGGCGUGAUGAUCAUGCACACCGAGGACUCCAUCAAACAGUUCGAGCGAGACCUGAUGGUGGAGCGGCAUGCGACACUCAUGGAAGAGAGGAAGGUGAUUCUGAGGCGGCAGCAGAAGGAGCUCAGCAGGCUGAUGCAUGCACAGGGACACGUUGAGCACAAACGUUUCAGGGAGCUGGUGGAGAACUUUAAGAAGACCCUGCGGCACACUGACCCCAUGGUCUUGGACGAUUUUGGCACUAGUCUGCCCUUCAUGGAUAUCUACCUUUCCACCCUGGACCAUCAGGACACAACGAUCUACAAACUUCAAGAGUUGUACUAUGAGAUCGCACAUGUGCUGGGCCUGAUGCUCGAAGACUUGCCCCAGGAGAAAACCCAGUCCCUGGAAAAGUUCUUUGAGGAGUAGCUGGUGUGGGGGUACCCGGGCAUCGAGGGCCU